UUUUUUCCCUCCUCAUCUUUCUUUCGACUCUCGUCUCUUUGACUUCACCUACUCGGCUCACCACAAACAUCAAUCCCGGCUAUCCUUCCGAAUCCGGGUUCGCUAUCACAAAAACAACAGACCUUCACUACCUACCACAUCCCUAUCGUCGGGCAUCAUUGGUUUUGAUUCUGUAGUAGAAUCGAAAUCCGUGUCAAGCGUCGUUAUUCCGUCUCGCAAGGCUCGUGAUACUCCUUGCGGUAUUCUCGGGUUAUCUCCCUUGCCAAGGUCGACUCUGGGGCGUUAUCGGCUGGGGAUCGACUUCCCGGAUUAGCCUGAACCCCUGUCGCGAUCAGCGCAACUUGGCCUCGGCUUUUUCUAUUCCUUCGGAUCGUGUUAAUAUAUUAACACUGGUUCCCAGUCAUCUUUGCUCUCUUCGGCGUUGAACUAGGUCAAGCGUCACAUGCCGCCACCAGCUUCCUCUAUGGGUUUUUCUGAUCUACUGAACCCUCAGAACCCAGAGUCAACUCCUUCGACACCUGCGCACAAGUCAUCGGCUCCCUCCACCCCAUCAACUGGACAGUCGAACUCAAACAUGGCCUCCUCCGUAAGCCUGCUGCCUCCGCUGAUGAAGGGAGCGCGUCCGGCGAACGAAGAGCCCCGUCAGGAUCUUCCUCGACCUUACAAAUGUCCUCUGUGCGACCGCGCAUUCCAUCGUCUGGAGCAUCAGACCAGACACAUUCGCACACACACCGGCGAGAAGCCGCACGCCUGCCAGUUCCCUGGUUGCACAAAGCGCUUCAGUCGAUCUGAUGAACUCACGCGCCACUCGAGAAUCCAUAACAAUCCAAACUCGAGACGCAACAACAAGGCUCAGCACCUGGCCGCUGCCGCCGCCGCUGCCGCAGCAAAUCAAGACAACGCUGCGUCAAUGAUGCCACCUCCCAGCAAGCCCAUCACACGAUCUGCGCCUGUCUCGCAGGUUGGCUCUCCUGAUAUCUCUCCUCCUCAUUCGUUUUCCAAUUAUGCGGGCCACAUGAGAUCGAAUCUGGGACAUUACGCUCGCAACAGCGAGCGUGCAUCUUCGGGCAUGGACAUCAAUCUGCUGGCUACGGCCGCUUCUCAGGUCGAGCGUGAUGAACACUAUGGAUUCCACAAUGGCCCGCGCGGGCAUCAUAUCUUCGGCUCGCGUCAUCACAACAGCAACCGCCUCCCGUCGCUCUCGGCGUACGCUAUCUCGCAAAAUAUGUCGCGCUCACACUCGCACGACGAGGAUGAUAUGUACUCGCAUCGCGUCAAGCGUUCGAGACCCAACUCUCCCAACUCCACAGCUCCCUCUUCACCUACAUUCUCCCAUGACUCUCUUUCUCCUACCCCCGACCACACUCCGCUGGCGACGCCUGCUCAUUCUCCGCGGUUAAGGCCCCUCGGUACCAGCGAGUUACAACUCCCUUCAAUUCGUCACUUGUCACUUCAUCAUACACCCGCCUUGGCUCCAAUGGAACCGCAACCCGAGGGACCCAACUACUACAGUCCUACUCAGCCCCAUGUUGGUCCUAGCAUCAGUGACAUCAUGUCGAAGCCUGACGGGACGCAGCGCAAACUCCCCGUUCCCCAGGUACCCAAGGUGGCCGUCCAGGACCUGUUGAGUCCUGGCUUCACAUCAGUGUCGUCCUCGACCAGUAAUUCCGUCGCCGGCGGUGACUUGGCGGACCGUUUCUAGUCAAGCUGAGUUUACAUGAUAUCUCAUGUGUACAAAAAAGCGGGUUUUCACUCAUUCCAAAUUUUCAUGUGCGUCACGAAAUGAAUAGACUUGUGCAUUUACAGGGUGGUUUCUGGGCAUGACAGGUGUCGGCUGGACGGUGUUUCUUCUCUACUUUUCCUCAUUUCUUGAAUUUUCUUGCAGGGGCAUCACUACUCUAUAGACUGGCGGAUUUCGUGGCUCUUAAUCUUUUUUCUUCACUCCCCUUUUGCUUCUAUCAACCAUAUCUGUCUGAAACUGGCUUUUCAGCCGUUAUUCACUAUGUUUCCUCUCCA
Molecule: messenger RNA, 2016 nt
Organism: Aspergillus novofumigatus IBT 16806
Lineage: Eukaryota; Fungi; Ascomycota; Eurotiomycetes; Eurotiales; Aspergillaceae
Product: C2H2-type zinc finger protein
Exons: 1
Coding region: 464-1702 (412 amino acids)
Cellular component (GO): nucleus; cytoplasm
Molecular function (GO): RNA polymerase II cis-regulatory region sequence-specific DNA binding
Source: RefSeq, a predicted model, not a curated record